Molecule: messenger RNA, 195 nt
Organism: Vanderwaltozyma polyspora DSM 70294
Lineage: Eukaryota; Fungi; Ascomycota; Saccharomycetes; Saccharomycetales; Saccharomycetaceae
Exons: 1
Source: RefSeq, a predicted model, not a curated record
AUGGAUUUUAAAUCUAGUUAUUCCAAUGUUUCGUUAAGCCCAAUAUACGCAAGUACUGGUGCUGUAGCAACUAUAUCAGAAGAUGGCUCAAUUUUAGCAACUCCAGUUGUUGAUGAAAUCAAUAUUGUUGCAUUAGAAGACAAUGCUGGUAACGGUACUCUUUUGACCACAGUUGAGAAUGAUGAUGAACAAGAU